This is a messenger RNA of Dromiciops gliroides (monito del monte), 2434 nucleotides long. RefSeq names its product TNF alpha induced protein 6 (gene TNFAIP6). Gene Ontology annotation, biological process: cell adhesion; negative regulation of inflammatory response. Gene Ontology annotation, molecular function: hyaluronic acid binding. Lineage: Eukaryota; Metazoa; Chordata; Mammalia; Microbiotheria; Microbiotheriidae. The record is from RefSeq and is a predicted model, not a curated record. Bases 62 to 895 code for a protein of 277 amino acids. The transcript is spliced from 6 exons.
UUGAAGAGUUUACCCUGAGUAGCUCCCAAAAGACUGUUAUACAUUUUCUACAACUGAAGAUAUGAUCGCCUUCAUUUAUUUCUUUGUUUUGCUGUGGGAUGAGGCUCAAGGCUGGGGAUUCAAGGAUGGAAUCUUUCAUAACUCCAUUUGGCUUGAACAAGCAGCAGGAGUCUAUCACAGAGAAGCACGUGCUGGCAAAUAUCAGCUUACUUAUGCAGAAGCAAAGGCAGUAUGUGAAUAUGAAGGAGGGCAGCUUGCCACCUAUAAACAAGUAGAGGCAGCCAGAAAAAUAGGAUUCCAUGUGUGUGCUGCAGGAUGGAUGGCCAAGGGUAGAGUUGGUUAUCCCAUUGUGAAGCCAGGGCCCAAUUGUGGAUUUGGAAAAACCGGCAUUAUUGAUUAUGGAGUCCGCCUCAACAGAAGUGAAAAAUGGGAUGCUUACUGCUACAACCCUCAUGCAAAAGAGUGUGGAGGGGUCUUCACAGACCCAAAACGAAUCAUUAAAUCUCCAGGAUACCCAAGGGAAUAUGAAGAUAACCAAAUCUGCUACUGGCAUAUUCGAUUAAAGUAUGGUCAACGUAUUCAUCUAAGUUUUCUGAACUUCAAUCUUGAAGAUGACAUAGCUUGCCUUGCUGACUACUUAGAAAUAUACGACAGCUAUGAUGAUAUUCAUGGAUUUGUAGGAAGAUACUGUGGAGAUGAAAUACCAGAAGAUAUUAUUAGUACAGGAAAUGUUAUGACCUUGAAGUUUUUAUCUGAUGCUUCAGUGACAGCAGGCGGUUUUCAACUCAAGUAUGUUACAGUGGACCCCACAUCUAAAACAGGUGAAGGAAAAAAUGCCAGCACAAGUUCUCAUGGAAAUAAAAACUUUUUAGCUGGAAGAUUCAGCCAUUUGUAAACCAACACAGAAUCAUCAAAAAUGAUGGUAUUUGGUGAUUGCAUUUUCUUUUUACAACUCUCUUUGUAUCUUACUUUUAAAAAGAAGUCACUGCUGUCAUCCAGAGGGACAGGGGCCAAACGUCUUGUUAAUGCUAACCAUUUGCACUACUGUGGUGAACAGUGAAUUUAGUGGAUGAGGAUUAAAAUCCAACUAACAAAAUAAAAGUGAGAAGAAGCACUAAAGAGAAGAUAACUUUAUCUUUCUGAACCCAACAAAAUCAAGAAAUUUCCUGAGUGAAUAUUAUUUAACACCCAUUAAUUUUUCUUCCUGUUUUUCAUAAAUGUGAGCUAUUUAUGAUUAGUAUUACAUGUUACUUAGACCCAACUCUUUGUGAUUUUUUCAUUAUUCUGUAUCUGCCCCAUUAGAUUCUGAUUUAAAGCUUUCUCUCUCUUUUUUUUUUCCAAUUGCAAUGAUGUGAUUUUACAACUUCGAAGUUCCCAUAACUUGAAGUGAGUCUUAGGAAUCUUAACUAAUGUCAAAAAAGUUUAAUUGUCAAAUGAGAUACAUAUUCAUAUAUAUAAAGUAUGAAUAUAUUUUAAAAAAUAAAAAGGACUUUAGAAAAGUAAAGUAUCACCAUUGGUAGAUGUACACCAAGCAGGAUUUUCACAUCAGCUACAUCCAUAUAUAUGAAAGUGUUAGCAUAAUACUAAGCAUAUUUCCAUAAACUUUGCAUAUACUGUGGAUUUGUGUGUACUUUUAUAAACAAUAUUUCCUUAUUAGGAGACAUUCAAUUUUAAAUGAUUACUGAUAUCACUAAUGUAAUAAUUUCCACUUUCCCCCCUUUUCUAUUCUUUCCCAUUUACCCAGUAAAAUUGACCUAAGUCCCUAUUAUUUAUAAAUGUGGGACUUGAGGAAGGAGAAUAGAAGAAGGGGAACAGAAGUCUUCUAUAUAGUGUUUGUAGAUCUUGAGACUAAUAAAAUAACAAGAUUAGCUUUAGAUUCCUGAUCAUCAAUGAUCAUUAUUAUUUUUUAAAAAGGUACCAAAAAAUUAUAAUACUUUUUACUCACCUUUGUAAUACCUUUUCUAGUACCCUAAGUCCUAAGGAACACUACUGUCAAUAAAUAUUCAUUUAAAGUCUGUGUGCUUGGCACUGUAUCUAUAAGCAUUUAAUUAUGAGAUGUUCUCUCUCCUCACUUCUUGAAACUCAUACCUCCCUUGAAGGCUCAAUUUAUGUGCCACUUUCUUCAAGAAGCCUUUUGUGAUUCCUUCAGUUGUUACUACCCAAUCCCUAUCCCUUUGUAUUUAUUUUGUAUAUAUCUUGUUUAUAUUUAUCUGUGUACAUAUUUUCUUCCCCUAAAAGAAUGUAAUUGCCUUAUGGGGUGACACUCUCAUUUUUAUAUUUGUAUGUGCUCAGUGCCUGGCACAUAAUAGGUGCUUAAUAAAUAUUUUUAGAAUUGAAUUUUCAUUGAAUUGAAAUUGUUUAAUAUGUUGUAUGACAAUAGCUAUGUGUGCAAUUAAUGAUUAAUUUAGCACAAUGAUAAUACAUUUAAUGUCAG